This is a messenger RNA of Emiliania huxleyi CCMP1516, 393 nucleotides long. RefSeq lists its product as hypothetical. Bases 1 to 393 code for a protein of 130 amino acids. Lineage: Eukaryota; Haptophyta; Isochrysidales; Noelaerhabdaceae. The record is from RefSeq and is a predicted model, not a curated record. The transcript is spliced from 2 exons.
AUGAUCCUCGCCGUGAUCCUCGUCGCGCUCCUCCCUUCAUUGGACGCGACGACGCACCACGAGAUAGUGCUCCUCCCUUCAUUGGACGCGACGACGCACCACGAGAUAGUGCUCCUCCCUUCAUUGGACGCGACGACGCACCACGAGAUAGUGUCGGACGUGCGCUGGAAUGACACCAACGGCAACUCGGUCGAGGCGCAUGGUGGGUGCGUGCUCCGAUCGCCGCUCGACGGAAUCUGGUACUUGUAUGGCGAGACUCGAAAAGGCGUCUCGAACCGCAAGACGCCUCCCACCGUGGACUAUCUGACACAGGGCAUCCAUUGCUACUCGUCCGCCUCGUUGGCUGUGUGCGCGUCGGCCAAAAUCGCGGAGCACUUGGAGUGCAGUCAGUAA